Molecule: messenger RNA, 8877 nt
Organism: Alligator sinensis (Chinese alligator)
Lineage: Eukaryota; Metazoa; Chordata; Crocodylia; Alligatoridae
Gene: DHX57
Product: DExH-box helicase 57
Exons: 23
Coding region: 39-4067 (1342 amino acids)
Cellular component (GO): intracellular anatomical structure
Molecular function (GO): RNA binding; metal ion binding; protein binding
Source: RefSeq, a predicted model, not a curated record
CGGGCUUGGGGGGAGUGGAGCCCCGGGGGCCCCGCGCGAUGCCUCUGACGGGCCGUUCCUUUUGUUCGCAGGGAGACACCAUGAGCUCGGCCGGGAGGCGGCGAGGGCGCCCCAACAGGGGCGGGGGCAGAGGCAGGGGCGGAGGUGGAGGCGGCAGAGGAGGUGCAGGUAGAGGGCAGUCAAGCAAGUCUCAUGCGGGUGGAUUCAAGAAAGGCUCAAGCCGAAUGUGGGACGAGGAAGAUGACUUCUGCCUGUUUGAAGAACAAAGAACUGCGCUGAGAUCAAGCUGUGUUAACAAAAGUAGGCAAACCAGACAGGGACCUGAGACGAGGAUGCCUUUGCAGACCAUACACAUGACAUCUGACAAUCAGCGAAGAGUGAAAGAGCUUCUCCGAGAACUCCAAGGGCAAGAGCUGUAUGCUACCUCAGAAGUGGCUGCCUCCAGUGAGGAAGACUGCGAUGAACCUGAUUACCUUGAUGACGAUGAGCAAUACUGGUCAGCAGACCAAGAAGCUUCUGAAGUAACUACAAAGUUGUUUUCUGAACCAGAAGAGCACAAAAUUGCAGAAAGUGAGGUGUCUGCAUUUGCUGUGCAUAAGCUUUCCAGGUAUGGGUUUGAUAGUGAGCGUUGUCGGGCAAUACUGCGAUCCUGCAAUGGUAACAUUGGGGCAUCCCUGGAACACUUGCUGUUGCAAUGCUUCUCAGAAAGAUAUGGAGAUAGGAUGAAAAUGUCUGAAGCAGCAGCUCAGGCCAGCAGAGAAGAAUGCCUGGAACAGAGACAAGAAGAAGCUUUUGCUCUCCAUUCAAUCUGUGGAGAAAAAUUUGUAGAAAGAAUUCAAAACCGAGUGUGGACUAUUGGAUUGGACCUGGAGUACCUAACACUCAAACUCAGCAAAUCCAAACAGAGGCACAGUGCUGCCAAAGAUGUGGCAAAACAGACUUUAAACAACUUAUGUAAAUUUUACCUCAAAGGAGGAUGCAGGUUUGGCUCAAGAUGCAAAUUUAAGCAUGAAACUCCUCCAAAACACUUGCUAAAAACAGCACAGAGUUCUGUAGAUGAUGCUCAUCUGAGAUCGAAUUAUGACACCUCUCCCUUGUAUGAGCUGGAAAUAAGAUUUUCUGAGGAUAACAAAUACCCACUCGAGGCACCUGUUGUGGCUUUUUAUUCUACGAACGAGAAUCUACCUCUGGCUUGUCGAUUACAUAUUUCUGAAUAUCUCUAUGAAAAGGCCCUGGAAGCUGCAGAGUCUAGUGAACCAGUGGUGUAUGCUUUAAUAACCUGUUUGGAAGAUGAAUCUGAAAUAACCAAGUUACUUAGUAAUACUUUACACAAGUAUAGUGUUCCUCCUUUGUCCCUGCUGGCAGCACCCUCCAGCAGAACACACACAGACAUUUGUAAGCCAACAUCUCCAGAUAAUUCAUCUGUUGUAACUCAGAAUUUGGAAGUCACAAAGGAGUCAGAACCUGAGGAGGAAGAGGAAGAGGAAUCUGAACCAGUUGUAGAGAAUGAAAGUUAUGUGAACCUCAAAAAGAACCUGUCCAGGAAGUAUGACAUGCAGUCAAAGCCUCUGUAUAAUGAAAAUGUUAAAAUCUGCAAGCAAUUCCGAAUAAAAAAGUCUUCUAGGCACUUCCAGUCCCUGUUGCUAGAAAGACAGAAGCUCCCUGCGUGGCAAGAAAGAGAAAACAUUCUUGAUAUGUUGCAAAGACACCAAGUGCUUGUUGUGAGUGGUAUGACUGGAUGUGGGAAAACCACUCAGAUUCCACAAUUUAUAUUGGAUGCUUCAUUGGAAGGUCCUCCAAAUAGAGUAGCCAAUAUCAUCUGUACUCAGCCUCGCCGGAUCUCCGCUAUUUCUGUAGCUGAACGUGUAGCCAAGGAGAGAACAGAAAGAGUUGGUGUUACUGUUGGAUACCAGAUCCGUUUAGAAAGUGUGAAGUCCUCAGCUACCAGGUUGUUGUACUGCACUACUGGUGUGCUGCUGAGAAGACUAGAAGGAGACAUGACUUUACAGGGUAUCACCCAUGUUCUUAUUGAUGAAGUUCAUGAAAGAACAGAAGAAAGUGACUUCUUGCUGCUGGUUUUGAAGGAUAUAAUAGUUCAGAGACCAGACCUGCAUAUCAUACUGAUGAGUGCCACGUUGAAUGCAGAACUUUUCUCCCAGUACUAUAACUCAUGUCCAAUUAUUAACAUACCAGGUCGAACAUUUCCUGUGGAUCAGUUUUUUCUAGAAGAUGUGAUUGCGAUGACGAGAUAUGUCUUAGAGGAUGGUAGUCCAUAUAGGCGGAACAUGAAGCAUGGUUCUAAUGAGAAACUUAGAGCAAGACGCAGCAGAACUGCUCUUGAAGAAGUAGAGGAGGAUCUGAGGCAUGCUGGCCUUAUCCAGGAUGACAUGACUGUCAAGGAUUCAGUCCCAGACCAGCAGUUAACUUUAAAACAGCUCCUAAUACGUUACAAAGAAAUUAGUAAAUCAGUGUUAAAAACAAUGGCUGCCAUGGAUUUCGACAAAGUUAAUCUUGAAUUAAUAGAGGAUUUACUGGAGUGGAUAGUCAGUGGUAAACACUCAUACCCACCAGGUGCUGUCUUGGUAUUUUUGCCUGGUCUAGCAGAAAUUAAGAUGCUUUAUGAGCAGCUGCAGUCAAAUGCCCUUUUCAAUAAUAGACGUAGUAAGCGGUGUGUUGUUUUACCACUUCAUUCCUCACUGUCCAGUGAAGAACAGCAGUCUGUGUUCCUUAAGCCUCCUGUAGGAGUCACCAAGAUAAUCAUCUCUACAAAUAUUGCAGAAACAUCCGUCACUAUUGAUGAUAUUAUUUUUGUGAUUGAUUCAGGCAAAAUGAAAGAGAAAAGGUAUGAUCCCAGCAAAGGAAUGGAAAGUUUGGAAGAUACAUUUGUGUCCAAAGCCAAUGCUUUGCAAAGGAAGGGGCGAGCAGGCCGUGUAGCUUCUGGAGUUUGCUUUCAUCUUUUCAGUAGCCAUCAUUAUAAUCACCAGCUUAUAAAGCAGCAGUUGCCUGAAAUACAAAGAGUGCCUUUGGAACAACUCUGCCUCAGAAUUAAGAUUCUGGAGAUGUUUUCUGCACAAAGCCUUCAGUCUGUCUUAUCACGGCUGAUUGAGCCUCCAAGAAUGGAAUCUCUGCGUGCAUCAAAACUGCGACUGCAGGACCUAGGAGCCUUAACUUCAGAUGAAAAGCUCACCCCUUUGGGAUACCACUUGGCUUCCCUGCCUGUCGAUGUAAGGAUUGGAAAGCUAAUGCUAUUUGGUGCCAUUUUCCGUUGUCUGGAUCCAGCAUUAACCAUAGCAGCAAGUCUGGCCUUUAAGUCACCUUUUGUGUCUCCAUGGGAUAAACGGGAGGAAGCAAAUAAAAAGAAACUGGAAUUUGCCAUAGGAAAUAGUGAUUAUCUGGCUCUUCUUCAGGCUUAUAAGGGGUGGCGCCUGAGCACCAAAGAGAGUUCUCAUGCAAGUUAUAGCUACUGCAGGGAGAAUUUUUUAUCAGGAAGAGUUCUGCAGGAAAUAGCUAGCCUGAAAAGGCAAUUCACAGAGCUACUCUCUGAUAUUGGAUUUGUGAAGGAGGGCUUGAGAGCCAGGGACAUGGAGAAGAGGUGGUUCCAAGGAGGAGAUGGCGUUUUGGAUGCUACAGGAGAAGAGGCAAACUCUAAUGCAGAGAAUAUCAAGCUGAUAUCAGCAAUGUUAUGUGCUGCUCUCUAUCCUAAUGUGGUCCAGGUGAAAACUCCAGAGGGAAAAUAUCAAAAAACCAGUACAGGAGCUGUUAAAAUGCAACCAAAAGCAGAGGAGUUAAAAUUUGUAACCAAAAAUGAUGGAUAUGUUCAUAUUCAUCCUUCCUCUGUGAAUUAUCAGACAAAACACUUUGACAGCCCAUACCUGGUGUAUCACGAGAAGAUCAAGACCAGCCGUGUAUUUGUCCGUGACUGCAGCAUGGUGUCGGUGUACCCACUAGUCUUGUUCGGUGGAGGGCAGGUUCAUGUACAGCUGCAAAGAGGAGAGUUUAUCAUUUCUCUUGAUGAUGGCUGGAUUCGUUUUGCAGCAGCCUCGCAUCAGUGGUUGCAAGAGGGCUGAUGCAGUAGCUGUUGGCCACACAGCAGAGGAAGGAGGAGUGAGAUCAAAGAGGGGACUCCUGCUUUCAGUCUGUGGGACCUUUGCCUCCUCACCCUGAGUGACCCCUGUGGAGCACAGCUCUCUGCUGCCACAGUGGUGAAGAAAUCAAAACUUCAAGCAGGAGGAUGAAAACAGCCUCUGCUUCUCAAUACAUGAGCGCCCUAUGGAGGAAGUAUGCUAAAACAGAAGGAAAGGAUGUGAGCAAAAGUGGGAGCCUGAAUGAAUCGGUGGCCACAAGAGAGGAUAAUGGGCUAUUUGUGUCCCUGUUGGUGGUGCCAGUUUCCUUAGGGCCAGCCUCUUGACUUGCCUUUCUGCAAACCACAGCUUUCUCUUCAUUUCCCUCUACUUCUUGUUUGAUGUUGAGAUUUUUUUCAGUGAGCACUAAAAAUAGCAAUAUCCCUCUAACAAAGUCGGAGAGAGCUUUGCAUUGCUUCUCCCUUUCUGCCUUUUGAAACUGAACCCUAAAAUAAGCUUUAUGCAGUUUACCAUAGGGAAAUGCAGGCAGAUAAAAGAUUGGUUGCUAUGAGAGAGAAGUAAUUGUUUUUACCAUCUAUUUUUGUUAUUUUCAAGUUGACUCAAGGGCUGACUCAGGGAUGUCAGAAAGAUUCAAGUACUGCUCAGCCCAGAUCUAAUCCUGCUGCCUAGAGAAGUUGUGAAAUGUCCAUUGGAGGUGUUGGAUAAGCACUGGUCAGGGAUGAUGUGGGAGUAACAAUAUCUGUGCUCUACUAUGGGUAUUCCCCAUGCUUAUAGGCCCUCCUAGUAGCAGCAUGAGGUUGGGAAGGAAUUUUUUGUCCCUUCUGUUGCUGCUUGUGUGAAGUUUUGGGGUGGGUUUUUUUCAGUUGCCUUGGAGACAUUGGGUACGGGCAGGAGCCAAGACUGGGGAUUUUGACUGUGAUGUGCAACUGUUCUUGCUGGGACUAAAACCUGGAACUUCCUGGUUAGGGGGUCUUGGCCCUGCACUCUGGGUCAGAGGGAUUACCACAUUUGCGAUCAGGAAGGAAUUUUACCCCAGUCAGAUUUUUAUGGACUGUAAGGAGCUUUGUCUUCUCGGUAGUGGAGGACAUGGCCCUCUUACCUUGGAUCUCUAGUGUAUUUAACCCGUGCAGCAGCAGGGCAUUGGCCGUUAUUGUCCCCCUACUUUACCAUGGCAGGUUAGGGUGCUAUACCUUGUGGUUGUAUGUCAGGGUCAGCAGCAGUUUUAGUAAUAGUGUAGAUAAAGAUAUACUUAGGAUGGUUUGGAUAGGGAUGAUCCUGCCUGUGGCAGAGGGUUGGGCUAGCUGACUACCUGAGGUCCCUUCCAGCCCUACUCUUCUAUGAUUUGAUAAGUCCCCACUAGAGAGACAAUGAAGAAACAAAUGUUGAUUGCAAUCCUAUUGCUAUUAUUGAGUGAGCAAGUUAGUGUGAUACCAUACAAGUAACUAAGGAAGAUACUUGAUUUAGUCAGGGCCUGAACAAAGUAUAGGAGUCUGCAUCCACAUAGAGCUUUUCAUAGCAAAGCACUUGACAAAUGAUAUAAGUAUGAUCCUAGUAGUCACCACUACACACAGGAAGAAAUGCAGGAGGUGAGUGUGGUCCCUAACCUUCCAAACCAGUGUGAACUCUUGUCUUUACAAAUAGCCUACGCCUACUAUUCUUGUCUGAAAACUUCAGAAUAAAAUGCUAAUAUGCUACCUGCACAUUUUUGCUUUCAGUGGCCACUGUUGACUGGGGAAAAGAUGCCAAGCAGCUAGUAUGAAAAGCUAAAAAGCAAUUGGGUAAUAGUUCUAAUCCUGUCACCCACUCACUAUGGUAGGGACCAGUUCUGCCAUUUAAUUCCUGGACUGAGUUGAUGGUGUGUGGGUCUAUAUCUGUACUCAUGCCCUCCUCAGUCCAGAUAAAACAGCUGGGGCUAUAGCAGAGGGAAUUACAUGUUUCAGUAAAAAUGACUUCACUACAAACAUGCUGAAAAAUCACAAGCAUGUGUUCUUUGUUGUACUGCCCUUUUUGAAGAAAUAGACCUGGCCUGCAGCUCCAAGUACAGUAAGGAAGCCAUGCCCCCCCACUUCAAAAAAAAACCCUGAAGUGUAAACAGGAACUCUGAAGCAAGAACCAAGAACACUCCCAAAGGAUCAAGCAGUGGUUUAACUAGUUCUGUAUCUGCAACUUAUGUUAUACUGCCAAAGUCCCUGAUCUUUAGGGACAAUAGUUGGCCCUAGUUCCCAAUGGUCAUGAGAGGCAGACUUUAUAAUGAUUCAGAAGUCUACAGGUGCAGCUGGAAAAAGAAUAAUGAACAGCAAAACUUGCCAGGUGAGUGCAGAAUGGGGGCAGAAAACACCACUAACCUCAAAGGGCAGGAAAAAUAUAUAGUUAUAUAGGCUAGCUGUAGCAAUGGUGUCCUGAAACACUAAUAUAAAGAAGUCUCAGCAAUUUUCAGAUGAGUUCUAUUAUAUAAUACAGGCUAGUGUUUAAAAGGGUAAUGGGAGUUUAAGUCAUUGACAUCUGCAAUCCCUAGGCACCAAAAGGAGAUUCAGCCCAAUGCCACUUGAAAUUAGAGGAACCUUUCAACGGUUCCCCAUUAAGUACCAGCUUUUGUUUGCAGAUGGGCUCUAACAACCUGGCCUGCUAUAUUGACCAAAGUGAAUGCUGCCUCCCUUCUAGAACAGUUCUGUACCCAGAAAUCCUAGCAUUUUUGAUACUUCCAUGACUUGACCAGUUUAACACGGGGGCAGGCAAUGUCCAGUCCAUGGGCCAGAUCAGGCCUGUGGUGGACUCCAUUUCCUAGCAGCCCCUGCCUAUCUACAGCCAAUUUCCAUGGAGACCUCUGGAGAAGCAGUACUUUGACAGUGCAGGGACAGGGUUUCCCAGAGACCAGCCCCAGCAGCACUGGCAGGGAUCUUGCAGCAGUGAGAGUCUGGUCCAGUCGGACAGAGCUCUAAUCUGCUGCCUGCAUGCCGCUGGCAGAGCCAUGCAGGCAGAUUACAGCUCUGCCCUGGUUCAUGCUGUCUGCCUCUAACCAUGCCAUCACCACUGCAAAAUCCUGGAUGUGGAGCAGCUCCUCACCCAGCUGCAUGCUCUGCCAGUACUCCUGGGGCCAGGCUCCUGUGCUGUCAGGGUGCUGUUGCUACUAGGAUCUCCAUGGAAACCAGCCACAGCAACUUAAGCAGGGGCUGCUGGGAAGUGGAGUCUGACUGCCAGCCUGAUCCACCAUUUUACCCACCCUUGGUUUAAGGUAUGCCAGUAAAAGCCUAAAGUGCAGCCCCAACCAUCCAAUUUUCUGUUGCCCUCAAGUGAAAAUUUUCUGAAGAAGUGAAAUACCAGUACAGCAGUUUUAGUCUGCAGAUUUAUUGUGCAUUAAGUUUGCCUUAACAGUACAGAAAGUAGAGAGCUGAUCAAAAUUCAAGCACCAUCUUAUAUGGUACUUUUAUUAUACUGCAGAACUUCCAGGUAAUGAGUAAUCAAAGCAUCCAGUUGUAUGGAGUACUAAGCCAUUACAUCUGGGCAUUUAAGUCAUUCCAGCAUAAUCAUACAAUGCUGUCAGCUCCUGCUCCCAUUUUGUAGUUCACAGUAACUUGUUUUAUGGAUAUUAAUUACAGCAGAGUUAGCAAUGAAAACUGUUCAUUUUGUUGCCAAGCACUAAAUGCCCUGUAUAUAUGAGAACUGAAUAUGUACAUAUACAUGCAAAAAGAGAGAGAAAAAAAAAAACUAAACAGGAAAGCAGCUGGCGAACAUAAGAGCAAGCAAACAUGGGGAACGGUCAGAAACAACUAGCAGUCCGUUCUAAGAGCUGAUAUACUUGGAUUCUAUUAUUUUUAGAAUAUGUAUAAACAAGUCGAUUACCCCAUAGAUAUCCAAAUGCUGGUAAAAGUCCAACUAUAAAAUUAAGACUUGUCUCGAUAAGCCCACAGAUAAGUGGGAAAUGGCACAAUGACCCUAAAAUUAACAAGUUUUGCGCUCUGAGGUUUGGUAUGCCAUUUGCCAUUUAUUUGAAGUCUAUACAUUUUCAAAGUACUACCAUGCAGAUACCCUGCACUAUCUAAAGAAUCAGCUGCAGCACAGCUGCAUUAGAGAAGCCCCAUAUGCUUUUGGUUCUAGAGCUAGUGCAAAAAUUCUUUCUUCACAGUGCAACCUUGGACCAUAAUUUUAUUUACAGACUAUCUGAGCUCAAACAAGUUUGCUUUUAAUGGUUAAAUAGCCAUAUAAUUAUAGUAGGACAACUCAAAAUAGAAAAGUAACUGUUAAUAUUCUCAACCAAAAAGGUUACAAGGAAUCCAGACUGCCCUUGCUACUCUGAGCCUUGGACAGCAAUGAUCAGGUUAAACAUGAAGUGCUCUCUUCUGCAACUCCUCCCUAUAUGGCUAACAACACGGCUUGACGUACUCCAUUAAACCCUUCAAUCAAGGAUUAGCUAUAUUCUAGACAUUAAUCUUGCCUACCUACCAAUACCUUAAAUAACUAUGAUUACAUCCUUGCUGCAAAGCAGGUCACAAAUGCAGUUUCUCAGUUUGUCUAAAGGAAAAACUUAAGUGGGUUGUGGAAAGAAAAAAAAGCUGUAUUUACUUCCCAGCACAUACAUUAGUGAAAAGGCGAGCUGCAAAGAAAAAAAAUUUAGGAAGUUGUGUUUGCAAUUCUUUCCCUUUAAGAAAAGCCUGAGUUAUUCUGAAGAGAUUCUCAUGGCUAUGUUUUAUGACAAGAAAACACUUCGUGCCUUGUCUUUGUCAGAGGGCUGCAUGAGGUUAUUUGAAGUAAACUCUUGUUUUAUCAGCAAUAUAAAUACACAAAGCAAAAAAAAAAA